UCUCGCCCUCUUUUCUCUUAUUGUGCAUGUUGUCCUCGUCCAACCAUGGAGUGACCUUCUCUACCUCUCUCUCUCUCUCUCUCUCCUUCCACUCGCCCACCCCGUCCUGUCUCUCUGCAGAUGUGGACGACAAGCCUGCAGGUUCAAACAUUGGGACGGUGACAGGACAACUUGGGGAGGGGAGGGGACAAAAGACGCCAAGAGGGGGGUCCCAGGACGGCUUGAGGGAUGGAGGCCUUCUGGGGAGAUGCAGAGGACGCUAGUGAGGACACCUCAGGACCCAGGAAGUCCAAAAUAAAGGCCCUGAGGUCUCGUCUUUUCGGGAAGAGUAAAAGAACCGGCGAGGAGUUCAACGCCAAACUCAGCCAGUCGACCAGUGACAUCCACGCGGGAGAGACACUCGGCUCGGAGGAAGAUUUAGCAUGCCCUCAAGGGACGAUAGGAUCCCGGGCGCUGUCCCACGACAGCAUCUUCUGGGCGGAGGAGGACCUGACAGACGAGGAGCCGGCGAAGGUUUCAUCACAGGAAAGCGUUCACAGCAAGAUUAAAGCUUUGCAGAUGAAGCUUCAGCAGCAGAAGAUGCAUCUCGGACCUCCUCCCCUGGUUCUGCCAGUCAGGCGCCAAGAGGAUGUAGGAGGCCGCUCGGGGGACGGGUUUUCCCCUCAUAAGCUCCCUGGGAUCCAUGCAGCGGGGGACAUUACAAGCCAUGGACCCCUCAGCAAGAACACAUCACAGCCAAGCUCAUGCCCGCUUUCGCCCAUCUUCAAACAGCAAGCCUCUAAAUCCAGACCCACCACUCCAUCCGCGACCAUUACCUUCUCCACCGCCUCUUGUGAGUCCCCCCUGGACUUCAGUUCCCCGGCCCUGUACACCUCUUGCUUGGACACGUCCGCAGCCCGACACCGGAUGUCUGUCAAGCCACGAAACCAGAGGGCCAGCACCAAGAGGAGGGUGAUGGAGGUGGACAACCUAAACAACCACGCAGAACCCGUGAUGGAUCUUAGCUUGAAGCAGGACGUGAUGGAAAAUCAUGGAACCAACGUUUUUUGUAGAACACCUCAACAAUUCCUUCCAAAAUCCUCUGAGAUGGACCCUCUCCAAACAGAGGCAGCACCGACAUCUUCUACUCCACCAGACCAAGCCUUACCUGGAAGACUAUCCCCAAUAUCUUCCCGGGUUCUUCAAGUCAAGCUACAGAGACAUGGAGUUGGAACGUCAAGCGAAAGACCACAUCCCUCCUUAAAACUGAAAGGAACAUCAGGAGAUUCCGGGUUUCAAGUCCAGAACUACAACAAGACCAGCAUCAUUGGCAAGACUGCAUCGACUGAUAUAAAGGACGUCUCCACCAGCUGUGAAUCAGCGGUGGCCAAGUCGUCGUCUGUUUGUCUUCAGGAUCAAUCUGAAGCAGAUGGCAUAAGAGGGAUAAAAAGGCCCGGAUCUGGAUCCUUCCAUUUCUCCAACACUUAUGCCAAAAGCCGCACUGAGGACAGACCCCGAUCGGGCAGUUUUGUGGGCUCCGUAAGGCAAGCGAGACACAAGACAGGAACUGAGAAUGUAACUCCUUCAAGCCAGGAGGAAUGUAUAGAUCCACAACCCAGACAGAGACCCAUAAUGGUGGGAACAUUUCAACAGAAGCAGAAAAGCUCUGUUCUUCUGUGGGAAAGGGAAAAUCUGAAAUCUGUGGAAUCGGCGACAGUUCCUAAAACCGUCGGCCUGUCAGAGACGGCGGAAGCAGAGCAGGACGUCCAGGAAGAAGAGGAAAAAGAAGAAGGAAAGACGGUGUUUGGCUUUAAACUCCGCUCAACAUCCAACUCCAUGAGAUUCUGGUCCGACGGCUCUUCCAGGCGUCAUUCCAAGAUGUCUGAGGAGAAAAGUGGAGCUCUGAAUACACAAGAAAGUGGCGACGCCAUCGACGUGUGCAAAAAGGGCGCUGCGGGAGAUUUCACAGUGACAGAUCUAAAUCCCCCACGCCUACCUCCCACCUCGCCGGCAGAAGCCCCAACAGUCGUCUCCUCAAACCCGUCUGCGGAGUCUCAGUCCGCGCCACAGACCUCUUCGUGCGAGGUGUCCUGGAUGAGUUUGGCGAUAGAAAAGACCAGAAGCCUCCAUCAGCUUUUUGCAAAGCGGUUUCCCAAGGACUUUACUGGAGGGCAGUCCGCGGCGUGUCCACAAACCCUGGCCCAACCGCCAAAGUCCGGCGAGGUCCUAAAUGGGACACAAAUCCAGUCUCACACUGUAAGAUUGCAAGAAAGUGUAGAUGAAGGUGGUAAAGGCGAACCGGAGCAAAGUAAGACAACAAUGAAGACAUGGAAAGAACCAGAAGUCCCACAGUGGGCGACACAAUCCCCCUUGCAUGCUGCUGCCCAUAGUAGACCAUCCCUCGCACAGUCUUACCCCACCUCAAGCCCGUCCUUGUGCAACUACCGAGGCCUCCAGCCGGUCGCCGUUUUACCCAAAUCUACGACGUCAGCCCAGACGUGUGCCUCCUCGUCCCCUUCAAUGGAGGAGGAGAAAAGGGUGGUGCUGGAAAAAGAGAGUCCAUCACUGCUGGGGAAUAGGACAGUGUGGGCGGGGUCGGUCAGCGAGAAGGCCUCCGUCUUGCAGAAACAGGCAGAGUGGACUACUGGAGCUAAAGGGGUGGAGUUGAGGAAACCCCAAUCGGAAACAUCAAAGGCAUCAGGUGAGACGAAACCCCAAAGACAAGAUUGCUUCAAACCGGCAGGUGCGUCGUCGUCCAUGCAGUCCGAAACGCAACCCACGGCGACGUUGACGAAAUGUGGUCUUUCAGAGACCCAGAGCCCCGCCAGAGUUCCCCGUGAGGAGAAAUGGAUGCGGAAAAACCCAGGGUCUUUGUCGUCGCCCUCUUCAUCACCCGUACUUCCGUCUCUACCUGACGGCGGUCAGCCUUCCUGGAUGGAACUGGCCAAGAGGAAGUCCAUGGCAUGGAGCGACAAGACUAUGGACUGACGAGGGAAACACAAAGUGAAUAAACCCCCUUCACAUUUCAACAACAUUUUGGUGUCAACUUGGAUAUACUUUAGCAUUGUCAGUGAACCGAAGCUCCUAGGUGCCGGCAGCACUCAUGCAGCCCCAAACCAUGAUGCCACCACUACUUCACUGAAGCGUGACACAAUUAUCUGGGGACUCACUUGCAUGGCCAGAUAUUUAGUCAAUAUUAUAUUUUUCAGUGGAUCGUAAAUCCAUUAUGGGGAUGGAGUAAUGAAGUUGGGAGAGUGGCUGUGCCAGCAAUCUGAGGGUUACUGGUUCAAUCCCCACCUUCUACCGUCCUAGUCACGUCCGUUAUGUCCUUGAGCAAGACACUUCACCUUUGCUUCUGAUGGGUCCUGGUUAGCGCCUUACAUGACAGCUCCCGCCAUCAGUGUGUGAAUGUGUGUGUGAAUGGUGAAUGUGGAAAUACUGUCAAAGGGCUUUGAGUUCCUUAAAAAAGGUAGAAAAGCGCUAUACAAGUACAACCCAUUUACCAUACUGCUAUGCAAGUUUUACGCUGGCUACUCUAAAGUGUGUCCACGUAUCCUUUCUAUAGUAUUGUCCAUUAGGACAUAUAAUAAACUACAUGCUGAAAUGUAAAGGGUGUGUUCACUUUUAUGAGACACUGUAUUACCACAUCAUUAUGUGAAUUACUAAAAUAGGUAAUGCAAAUAAGAGGACGUUAAAACGUUCUUGAUUUAUUUACGAUACGCCUGUUUUGGUGAACCACACCUUGAAACACAGGAUUAUUUUUUUAACCAUUUAAUUCAUUUUUAGGGCUGUCCAGAAGGCUUGUUUAUUGAACUGUAAUAUACUGUAUAUUUUGUAUGUUAAUUAUCGUGUCCUUUAAAAAAAAAUCCACUCCACCACUUUAAGAUAUAAUAUACUAUUACUGAAUGUGAUUUCACUCUUACCAAAAUUGUGGUUGUAUAAUAAAACAAAUAUUGAUAUUUA
Messenger RNA from Nerophis ophidion (straightnose pipefish), 3942 nucleotides. It is a transcript of the gene cracdla, whose product is annotated as cracd like a. The transcript is spliced from 9 exons. Lineage: Eukaryota; Metazoa; Chordata; Actinopteri; Syngnathiformes; Syngnathidae. The record is from RefSeq and is a predicted model, not a curated record. Bases 229 to 2967 code for a protein of 912 amino acids.